Molecule: messenger RNA, 656 nt
Organism: Vicugna pacos (alpaca)
Lineage: Eukaryota; Metazoa; Chordata; Mammalia; Artiodactyla; Camelidae
Gene: HBE1
Product: hemoglobin subunit epsilon 1
Biological process (GO): oxygen transport; hydrogen peroxide catabolic process
Cellular component (GO): blood microparticle; hemoglobin complex; haptoglobin-hemoglobin complex
Molecular function (GO): oxygen carrier activity; organic acid binding; oxygen binding
Source: RefSeq, a predicted model, not a curated record
AAAGGCCACACCUUCUGACAGCAGCACAUACUUGCUUCUGACACUUCUGUGAUCACCUGUCAGCUCCAAUACCUGACAUCAUGGUGCUUUUUACUGCCGAGGAGAAAGCUGCUGUCACUAGCCUGUGGGGCAAAGUGAAUGUGGAAGAGGCUGGAGGCGAGGUUCUGGGCAGGCUCCUGGUAGUCUACCCCUGGACUCAGAGGUUCUUUGACAGCUUUGGCAACCUGUCCUCUCCCUCUGCCAUAAUGGGAAAUCCCAAGGUCAAGGCCCAUGGCAAGAAGGUGCUGACCUCCUUUGGAGAUGCUAUUAAGAACAUGGACAACCUCAAGGGCGCCUUUGCUAAGCUGAGUGAGCUGCACUGUGACAAGCUGCACGUGGACCCUGAGAACUUUAGGCUCCUGGGCAACGUGAUGGUGAUCGUCCUGGCUUCUCACUUUGGUAGAGAUUUCACCCCUGAUGUGCAGGCUGCUUGGCAGAAGCUGGUGGCUGGUGUCGCCAAUGCUCUGGCCCACAAGUACCAUUGAGUCCUCUUUUCAGUUCACCAGAGCCCUUUUGUGUCCCCACCACCUUCCUUUUGCAUGUGGGGACUGAGGUUUGGCCUUGAGAGCACAGCUUCUUCUUAAUAAAAUACAUUCUACUCAUUAAUCAAAAAUUAA